AUGCCUCGAAACGCGACCUUCCAACCAGGCCGGGAGCCUCUACACCACCAUCCCGGCCUCGAACUCCGCCGUAGCCACGUCUCAGGGCCACUCUCCUUCCUGAAUCCCACUUGGGCGCGGUACGCGCCAACCCUGGGGACACCAGAUCAGGCAUUCAAAACCGGACCCAUCACCCUGCCAGAGCACAUUCACCAUCUCUGGCGAUCGCGCGAUAAUCGAAAAGGUCGCCAUGCGCUGCAAGUCGACUACCGAGUGCCACACGCAGGACCCACGCCCCCGCUGACGACGGGGUUCAGGGCGGUAGCCAGGGGAAUAUGGAGGAUGGCUACAUGUGUGCCAUAUUGGGAUGUGUCAUACCUUGUUGCAACAACGUUUACGCUUGGCUCGAUGAUUUGGAUUAUCAAUGCGUUCUUUGUGUGGCUACCGCUUGAAGACCCGGCGAGUGAGUUCCCGUCAGAAUCUUUAGUCGGUGGGGGCGUGACCGGAUUCAUCGGCGCGACGGUCUUUGAGAUCGGGAGUGUUUUACUUCUUCUUGAGGCCGUCAAUGCCAAUCAGACUGGUUGUUUUGGUUGGGCUCUUGAAACGGAGCUUGGGAGGGUGGAGGCGGCUCAUGCGACCACGAAGAUGACGCCGGACCAGGAUGCGUGCGCACAUCAUCAUGCCAAUCAGAAAAAUCUUGUUGGUGCCGGGAGGCCCCGAGCUCAUCAACAUCAUAUUGCGUCUGCGGGCCAUGUUACCGAGCUGCCGGAGGGAGGUUCGUUCCGCUGGAUGCCUUCCCUGACCGAGUUGCGGACGCAUUACCUGCACGAGCUUGGGUUCUUGGCAUCACUGGUCCAAUUUAUUGCCGCCACCGUCUUUUGGAUCGCGGGAUUCACAGGUCUGCCUGGAAUCAUCGACCAUAUGAGUCAGAAUCUGACAGAUGGAGUCUACUGGGUACCGCAGAUUGUUGGUGGAUUCGGCUUCAUCCUAAGUGGUCUUUUGUUCACCCUUGAGACACAGGAGAAAUGGUACAAACCUGCAUUUCAUGUUCUCGGAUGGCAUAUCGGAGCCUGGAACUUCAUUGGGGGUAUCGGAUUCACCCUCUGCGGUGCACUGGGACCCGCAACUAUGCAUUCCGGCGUCGAAUACCAGGCUACACUUGCUACUUUCUGGGGAUCAUGGGCUUUCAUGAUUGGGUCUACGAUACAGUGGUACGAGAGCUUGCAGAAAUAUCCUGUUGAGAAGGCCCGUGGGAAGACCGCAGGCAGUAAAUCUGACGUUUGA
Molecule: messenger RNA, 1263 nt
Organism: Penicillium maclennaniae
Lineage: Eukaryota; Fungi; Ascomycota; Eurotiomycetes; Eurotiales; Aspergillaceae
Exons: 1
Coding region: 1-1263 (420 amino acids)
Source: RefSeq, a predicted model, not a curated record